This is a messenger RNA of Capronia epimyces CBS 606.96, 969 nucleotides long. RefSeq lists its product as uncharacterized. The coding region runs from base 1 to 969 and encodes 322 amino acids. The transcript has a single exon. NCBI's taxonomy places the organism in Eukaryota, Fungi, Ascomycota, Eurotiomycetes, Chaetothyriales, Herpotrichiellaceae. Gene Ontology annotation, molecular function: glyoxylate reductase (NADPH) activity; NAD binding; hydroxypyruvate reductase [NAD(P)H] activity. Gene Ontology annotation, cellular component: cytosol. The record is from RefSeq and is a predicted model, not a curated record.
AUGUCCAAAAUUCCAGUCUACGUGACGGGGCCUUAUGACAGCGAAGCGAUUGCUCGGCUGCAGAGCGCAGCCAACAUUGAAGCAGUGCUGUUCACGGAUCCGGGCAAGGACGAAUGGCCCGAAAAGGCGAUCGGACUCUUGAUCCGGCGCGACACACGUCUGGGCGAGGCCGAGUUUGCCAGAGCGCGGCGGCUGAAAGUGGUGGUCAAGCAAGGCAUGGGCGUGGACAACAUCGACCUCGAAGCGGCCCGGCGGCACGGCGUGCAGAUCUACAACACGCCGGGGGUCAACAGCGAGGCGGUGGCGGAGCUGGCCUUUACGCUGGCGCUGUGCCUGGGCCGGCGAGUGUGCGAGAUGGACCGGGCUGUGCGUGGUGGCGAGCGCCUGCUUCGAUCCCAGUGGCCUUCCAAGUCGCUGUACCGGAAGACGGUCGGCUUGAUCGGCAUGGGCCACAUCGGCCGCGAGCUGGCCAAGAAAUGGCUGUUCGCCAUGGAUGCCACCCUCGUGGCCUACGACCCCUAUGUUGCCGAAGAUGACCGUGAAAAUGGCUGGGGCGGCCUGCGCCACACCCGCGUGCACGCGCUCGACGACCUCCUCCGCGUGUCGGACGUGGUCAACAUCCAAGUGCCGUUGACGCACGAGACCCGCGGCUUGAUCGGCGCCCGCGAAAUGGCCCUGAUGAAAGACCAGUCCAUCCUGGUGAACCCGGCUCGCGGUGGCAUCGUCGAUGAGCCCGCUCUGUUGGACGCCUUGAGACGCAACAAGUUCUGGGGCGUCGGGCUCGACGCCACGAAUGUUGAACCGCCCACGCUCGACGUCUAUCACGAAUAUCUCGAGCAUGCAAACAUCAUCAUGACCCCCCAUAUCGGUGGAGAGACGUUCGAGACCCGCGUCAACAGUGGCAUUGCCGCCGUCAACACGUUGCUCGCUGCCCUUGCGGGAGCCGAGCCAAAAGGUCGUCAAGCCUGA